UCCACGAUGGGAAUCUCUACUACUUUUCCUGUGGUGAAAUGUCCUGGAAAGACUCUGAGCAGUACUGUGUGUCAAAGGGGUCCCACCUAACCUCAGUGACCUCAGUGGAAGAGCAGGAAUUUCUUUAUAGAAGAGCCAAUGGUACUUACUACUGGAUUGGUCUGAAUAACCAAAAUGCUGUAGGCUGGCAAUGGAUUGAUGGGACCCCAUAUGAUGAAGCCAAAACCAAAGAGUUCUGGGCCAAUGGGAAACCAAGCAAUGAAAAAGAAAACGAGAACUGUGCGCACUUCUGGGCAAAAACACGACAAUCUUGGAAUAAUUACCUUUGCAUGUUUUCUCUCAAGUUUAUCUGUAAGUGGGACUGUAGGUCAUCUAAAAUGUGCAAAGGAAUAGAAAUCCUUGGCUCCUGAGGCUGCUGACCCCUUAUCAGAAACAAUGGGGCGGAUGGCAAACUGAUCUGGCUACCAUGCACACAAUGGAGUCUGUGGGUUCUAUUUUCCUUUCCAAUUUCAGGUUCUUCCAAAGAAAGCUAGAAGGCAAUGCAAAUGGCUUGGACACUUCCCUUCCUACCUAUGGAUCAGUACAUCUGGAAAUCACAAGAUCCCAAUUCACCUUAGCCCUGAAAUUCUUUGUCAAGUCCAGUCUAGGAUCUCACCCUGUCUGAGGGCUGUGGACAGGGCUUAGCUCCUUUGGUUUCGCACUGGAGAUCCAGAAAGAGAAAGGCACCCUGUCAGGCUAAAAUCUAUAUUAAUAUAUAUUAAUCAGGAGUCUACGCUAAACAAGGAGACAUGAGGGUGUGUGGCUGUUUGGAAGAAGAAGGAUGGUGUCAUGAGAUGCAUAC
Molecule: messenger RNA, 841 nt
Organism: Gracilinanus agilis (Agile Gracile Mouse Opossum)
Lineage: Eukaryota; Metazoa; Chordata; Mammalia; Didelphimorphia; Didelphidae
Product: C-type lectin domain family 4 member K-like
Exons: 3
Coding region: 39-410 (123 amino acids)
Biological process (GO): biological process involved in interspecies interaction between organisms
Cellular component (GO): external side of plasma membrane
Molecular function (GO): carbohydrate binding
Source: RefSeq, a predicted model, not a curated record